Molecule: messenger RNA, 2523 nt
Organism: Cylindrotheca closterium
Lineage: Eukaryota; Bacillariophyta; Bacillariophyceae; Bacillariales; Bacillariaceae
Source: the annotation of a GenBank genome assembly
AUGAUUUCUCGGAUACCAUUAGCUCGAGCUCUCAAGCGCCCACAUAUCGGCAAUAGAACACUUCGGAUAGUUUCCUUAGCCGCGGAGAAGCUGCAACCAAACGCACUCCCACGCAAUCCACACUUUCGCCCACAACAAGCGAGGCUCUUCAGCCAGCCUCCAUCACAACAGGAGCCUUUGGACACGAACGUCGUCCUUCAAGAUGACGAAAACGCCAGUAUAAAAUUAGACUCUGUGAUUUCGAACAUUGAAAAAUCUUCAAGAUUCAAUCAAGGGAAGGGAGGAGGUCCAUCCGGUCCAAAGGUUCUAUGGAACUUUGAAUUUGCAAAAAGGAGCGUUGAUGAAUAUGAAUACUGUUUGAAGCACUUUUUCAACCAACAUACAGACAAUGAUUCGAUCGAUAAUGGUGGACUCUUAGAUCAAAGUUCAGUAACGGAAGAAAUGAAGAAGCUAUUCUUGUCUUCCCAAACCACCGAGUUGGCGUUUCGUUCCAUGCUAAGGUGCAAGGUACCCACAUUACAGCUGUCACGCAAAGUACGAGAAUGGGAGCGGUAUAUUGGUGCUCUAGGAAUGACUCAAUUGACUGAUGAUCUUUCGCUUCGAAUGCUUGAAGCCAAUGGCAAGGGUGGAAAUAUUGGACGAUCGAUUACGCUACUGAAAGUGCGAAAGUCCAGAGGCUAUGAACCGACCAGGAAGGAAUUUGUAUAUACAAUUCAAGCAAUCCAAUCUGCAGGUCUCUUUCUGAGAACCAAUCGAAACGUUUACUUGAGUGACAACGAUCAACCACAAAUAGAUGACCCAACGAGGUGGCUGGAUGAUAUUCUCCUCAACAUGAACCAAAGAGAUUUCCCACUGUCAACCGAACUUGCCAACCGGAUGCUGAAUACCUACGCGUCUACUGGAAAAUCUGGAAAGGCUGUUCACUACUUUUAUCGAGUAUUGAGAAAUCCAAUUGAUGAAUCGGUUCUUAACGUAGAAAGUUCCGAACGCAAUAUCGAGGGAAUGGCAGAGUUUCGAAACAAGCCGGUCAAGGUUUCAAUGACAAUGCGUCCACCGCCUCCAUACCACAAAAUUCCUUCGCAAGUGAGAGGAAAGUUGGUUCGAAAACCGGGAUCAGAGAUCAAGCAGCUGAAACUUGACCGGGAGCUUGACCCAGAUUGGAGUGCACCACUUACUGCCGCCAUUUCAUUUGCUGAUUCACUCACCCAAGGAGCUUGUGGUCAUGAGCCAAUUGAACUGGAUCUGAUAGGCUACAGCACUUUGAUCAAGACAUGUGUAAAUAGAGGUAGCUUGUGGAGAGCAAUGCACAUUCUGGACGAAACCAUGCCUUCCAAUGGAAUUGAACCUGAUGUGAUUGCAUACAAUACGCUCUUGAAAGGGCUAUCACGAGUCGGAGAUGCUCCGACGAUGAAAUUAUACUUCAAUCAAAUGCUAGGCAAAGGAAUCUCACCCACAAAAGAAACCGUUGAAGCCAUUGCAGACGGCCUCCUGAAUCUUGGAGACGUGGGAGCUGCCAUCACAUUGGUGCAAGAUAUUUUCAAUCAACAUUCUAUACUGCCACCAUACACCACGCAUCUCAAAAUUCUGGAAUUUUCUUUGGGGCGAUCGCUUGUGCACGAAGCGAAACGACAUGUCUUCUUCAUUCAACAACUCUGGAAGUGGGAACAAAAUGCCUAUCACUCGGAAGAGUUUUGCAAACUAAUGAUUCUGACACAGAAGAAUCCCAAGCUAUCAAGAGAAGCACUUCAAAAGCUCUUUGCCUAUUUUGGGGAGAAGCUAGACGACUCCGACUUCCUUUAGAAUCGUUCCAAUUUGCAAACAAGGCAGUACCUUACAUUUCUAGUGAUUGUCGUGGUCGGUCUUCUUGUCCUCUGGGCCUCAGGUCUAGCAUAUCUUCUGUCGCAACCAACUUCAACUAUAAACCGUGUAUCAUCGGUGGGAGCACUGAGAAGAAGGGUUCAGCCACGGAAAAAGCCAAUGACGCAGCUACUCUCAAGAUCCAGUAGAGUCACUGCUAGUGCUGAUGUCCGUGGGAAUCUCGGACCUGUGAGUGUUGUCAUACAGAAAGAUCCGGGUACCGAUUGGAUAAAGGAUCGAUGGCAAGCUGCUUCCAACAUGCACGGCACUGCCAUCAAAGGGUCUCACUGGGUUAAACUAGACUUUGGAAGAGAGAUCAUAGUUGACAAGAUUAUCUUGGAUUGGGAAGCAGCUUAUGCAAACCAAUACAAGCUGGAAGGUUCACUUUUUGAGCUUAGCGACGACGACGGAGCUGGCAAGUGGAUUCUAUUCGAUGGAACCGAUCCAUCCCAAGAGCAUCGUCGGACAACCGAAAAGUCCGGCCAAUCGCCUGGGGUGAAGGUGGAAACUCCUCUCCAUGUUGUGCAUACUAUCGAUGGAUUCACAGAAAAGAAGCCAAUUCGAUAUCUUCGAGUGUUUGUCUAUCGAAGUGUAAUGGGGUGGGGCGUAUCUUUGUGGCAGUUCGAUGUCUAUGGGACAUAUGCUGAUGAGAUAAGCGAUGACUGA